This is a messenger RNA of Cotesia congregata, 2124 nucleotides long. The record is from the annotation of a GenBank genome assembly. NCBI's taxonomy places the organism in Eukaryota, Metazoa, Arthropoda, Insecta, Hymenoptera, Braconidae.
AUGGAGGACUCUUCGCCGAGAAUACGCCCCUAUCUUGACUGCUGGGAUGAAACACAAGACAAACUGCAGAACGACGACAAAUACUCAGUAGCAAACAGCCAAGCGCCGCUGCAAGAUGGCGAAGACGAGCACCCGGAACGGGGCACCUGGACCGGAAAAUUCGACUUUCUCCUGUCCCUCCUGGGGUACAGCGUGGGUCUGGGGAACGUCUGGCGCUUUCCCUAUUUAUGCUAUUCAAACGGAGGUGGCGCCUUUCUGAUCCCCUUCACGGUGAUGCUGAUAAUUGCGGGGCUACCUCUGAUGUUCAUGGAACUCUCACUGGGGCAGUACGCGAGCUUGGGCCCCGUCGCGGCUUACAAACGGUUCUCGCCGCUGCUCCGCGGACUCGGUUAUGGAAUGGUCCUGGUCAGCUCAAUUGUGAUGUUAUAUUAUAACCUGAUCAUUGCCUGGACGCUCUAUUACAUCUUUGCUUCAGUUAUUGGUGGUAGCAAAGUUCCUUGGAGUGAUUGCGCCCCAGAAUGGAGCACAGAGGACUGUAUCGACCCGGUCAAGGCCGAAGACUGUGCGAAUAAUAAUAACACUUACUACAAACGGAAUUGUUUGAACAGUACGCAGAUGUCGGCGAUGAAUUUGACGGUAGAAAAUAUUACGUCGGCUUUGAGACGACCGCCUGCUGAGGAAUAUUUUGAGAACAAUGUUCUUGGAAUCAGCGAAGGAAUUGAAUUCACAGGAACAAUAAGAGCUCCAAUGGCUGCGUGUUUAUUAUUAGCAUGGCUGAUUGUUUUUCUGUGUUUGAGCAAAGGUGUCCAGAGUUCCGGCAAGGUCGUUUAUUUUACGGCUCUUUUUCCUUAUGUGGUUCUGAUCGCGCUGUUCGUAAGAGGAAUUAUGCUUCCUGGAGCAAACGAAGGGAUCCUCUUCUACCUGACUCCAGACUGGAAUCGCCUGGCGACAGCUAAAGUCUGGGGAGACGCUGCAGUUCAGAUUUUCUUCGCCCUGAGCCCAGCCUGGGGAGGACUGAUCACCCUUAGCUCCUACAACAAGUUCGACAACAACUGCUACAAAGACUCGCUGAUUGUCGCUGUUAGCAACAUCGGGACCUCUUUUUUCGCUGGACUGGUCAUAUUCUCAGUGAUCGGGUUCCUGGCACAUGAAUUGAACGUUCCAGUUGCCUCAGUGGUGGACCAGGGUGCUGGACUUGCAUUCAUUGUUUAUCCAGAGGUGGUGGCGCGACUACCGAUUGCUCCGAUCUGGUCACUGCUGUUCUUUGUGAUGCUGCUCACUCUGGGACUGGAUUCCCAAUUCGCACUGAUGGAGACUGUUACUACUGCCAUCUUAGACGGAAUUCCAGCACUGAGGAAUUUCAAGGUCUGGGUUGUUCUGGGUGUGUCUGUAUUUGGGUAUGCUGGAGGCAUUAUUUUUACUACUAAUGCAGGAAUGUACUGGCUCCAACUAAUGGACAAGUACGCCGCCAACUGGUCAGUACUCCUAAUAGCAAUCACCGAGUGUAUCUUAGUAGCCUGGGUAUACGGAGCAGACCGGUUCCUAGAUGACGUCCAGCUGAUGAUUGGUCCCAGAAGCAAAUGCUGGAAGUUUUUCUGGAAGUGGAUGUGGAAAGUGGUGACCCCUGCUGCGCUUUUCUUUAUCUUGUUCUUCAACUGGGUCGAGUACGAGCCAGUUACCUACGGAGCUUAUGUUUACCCCAAAUGGGCAGAUGCUGUUGGGUGGUUGGUUGGGCUCUACCCGGUUUGCGUGAUCAUUGUGCUGGCAUUAUUUCAACUACGGAAACCCAAGAGACGCCCGUAUGACGAUGAUGAUGACUUUGAUGACCCCAGGACCUCGACUAGCUCGGAGACAGUUAGAGGAAGUGGAAGGAGUGUCUGGGAACGGGCGAGGAUUCUGCUACAACCGACUGCCGAUUGGAAACCGGCUUCGCAGAACUCUGUUACGCCUUCUAGGACUCUGACUAACCCAAACUCGUUAGGACAACAUGGCUACGAAUCAGUGCACGACACGAUAAUCCUGGUGAACGGGCAACCAGUGAUCCAGCCCUCACAGAAGCUCCCGGGACCGUCGAUCCUCAAGAACUCCAGCAAGGUUGACCUGAUAACCUCCCAGCAAGUCUAA